Messenger RNA from Pocillopora meandrina, 5602 nucleotides. NCBI's taxonomy places the organism in Eukaryota, Metazoa, Cnidaria, Anthozoa, Scleractinia, Pocilloporidae. The record is from the annotation of a GenBank genome assembly.
GUCUCGUUUGGGAUGACGAGUACCCUGUGCAUCUACUUAGCUGUGUAUGGGAUGUGAAAGUUGAAGUUGGCUAUCAAAGAUGACUAGAAAAUUGUCCAAGGAGGAAAUCAAGGACAAACUAGAUGGAGAGGAACUAGACUUGAGUCUGUGCAAUUUGGCAAAAGUACCAAUACGAGAAAUGGUGAGCGUUUUUAACUUCCGAUCGAAAGAUCAGUGACUUCAGAGACCACGCGCAAAUUUCCAUUUAUUUUUAUAGUGCUAACUGUCUGCUGUAAAUUUAUUUUUAACGUUGAUUCUUUUAAUUUUUGGAGUGAAUAGGCAUUUAUCUUCCUAGUCUUCUUAUGUGCGGCAAACUUUUCCUGUAGGGUUCUAUUUAAAGAGAAAAAGGUUGAUACAUUCUAAAACCAUUACUCACUCUAUUACCGAGUAUCUUCAAGUUAGGAGAUAAAUUGAUAGGGUACUAAAUGACGAUCAAUGUAUGUAGGAGGUCGCUAGCAUAUCAGUCAAAUAGUUUCAUAGAUAUUUAAGUGCAUAAAAACAUAUUAAGACACAUCUGAGAGAUGAUAGAAUUGUUCGGCCACUUUUACUGAGUCUUCCCGAGCGCGUUGAUUUUCUCACAGAUGUGUUGCUUGAAAAACCUAUCUCAAUCGACUUGCUUGUAGCGCGCAAAUCCGGUAUUAAUAAUGUUUUUUUGUAGUUUCCUUAUUUGUCUUUUAUGAGUAAUAGGUUGCGUAUCUUUUUCCUCAAAUAAUUCAUUUUCUGUGGAUGUAUUAUCUCCAUAGGCCUCUCUGCCAAGGGCGACGAUUGUGGAUUUAUCCUGUAACAAUUUAACUAUACUCUCGGUGAGAAUUUUGUAAUCUAUAUUCUAAUGCGACACUUAGAACCAGAAACAACAUUAAUAAUCGAGACGAGCGUCUACACAUAAAAUUUGCACUGUAGGUUGCAAAAUUAAAAAAAAAUCUUUGGAGGAAAUGUUGCUAACGAAUACAGUACUCUAGCGAAGACUCCAUUGAGGUUCGAAAAAUCACAAGUUAUAUCCGCUGCGAUGUUGGUAUUAUGUUGCGUCCAUAUCCAGUGCAUUCAAACGGUGAUUAAAAUGACCAGCUGUUUAUUUGAAAAAUCGAACGGGAAUUGUUUUCAUUGUCGGGAAUUCGAAAGAUUCUUUCCUGGCGCCAGAAAUGAUUUGGGAUUUUUAAAUGCUAUUUAUUGCCGCUGAGCCCUUUCUGCAGAUAUAAAUUGGGAAUUUAGCACUUUUUGCAUUUAAAGUAUAUUUUACAGUCCAUGCUGGCCUAUUUAUAAUAUUUUAUUUAUGAUGCUGUUAGGGUAGUUAAACAAUUUAAGUAUGACAGCUGAAUAUGAAGGCUGCUAACACAUUUUAAGGAAAUUCUGAAUGUAUAAUUAAAAGUAUUUUUACUAAAAUUUUUUUUGACAAAGGGUUUUAGUGUUAAUAAUGAUUAUCUCUCAGUGACAAGCAAGCAGGUUUAAAUUUUAUGUGAUAGAGUGAGUUGACAUUGUGAGAAAAAUGUUUAAACAUGUCUUUUUUUUGUUGGCUUGGAGUCCUGAGAAUUUCAUCUUAAAAGAUACAUCCCCUGGUUAUUUACUAAAAUUGCAGUGCCUUUUUAGCUUGGCAGUGUGCUUAAUUUAUAGUGCAAAUUAACCUACAGGAGAUAUUGGUCACUGACAGAUGUAAAAGGUGGUGUCAAGGUGCAAUGAUAUUGGAGUUAUAGUUUUUUUGCAUCUUUUUAAAGUCACAGAAUUGCAAUGUACUUUUCUCAAAUAAUUUCAAAGGUGACUAAAAGCAAGAAUAGGCCAGAGUAAGCAUGAAUUAGAGUUGAUAAGAUAAACAUGAAUUGCGAAUGAGGAAUUUGUGAAAUUUAUACCAAAUGCAUGCAUAUUUUUAAGCUGUAGAAAUCUUUAUUUAGCUGGUGGCUUUUAGACUUUAUAAGAACACUAAUUAUUAUUUCUUUAUUACAAAAAUAUAAAUUUCAAGAGGUCUUUAAAUUUCCCUGCUCCCAUUAGUCUUAAAGCUCUCUUAAAGAGAUCACUGCUAGUAGAAAAAAAUUAAUAGGUGAGACAACUUACCUUUACAGUGCGUCUCUCCACCCAGGAUUACAAAUGGAACCUACCAAUUGUCAGGGAAGCUUGAUGAAAUUUUAUCCCACUAGAGCCAACCUUGUGAUGGACUGGUAUCCCAUCCAGGGGGGGAGUAGUAAUCUAGUUGUUCCAUGCUAUGGAAACUGCUGUUAGCUGCAGCUUGAGUAUAGACUUUGUGUACUUACACUGUACCUCAACUGCAACUCAAUUCAUCUGUGGGGGGUUCAUUUUAAAUGUUGAUUGCUUCUUAUGACAACAAACAAUUGCAAUAAUCCCUUUGUGUUAUGCUUUACCUUUUUAGAAUCCAUUUUGCCCCUUACGACACUUAGUACAACUGGGCUUAAGCAACUCAGUUCAUCUGUAGAUGGUUAAAAUGUUGAUUCUGUCUUAUGACUACAAACAACUGCAAUAAUCCCUUUGUGUUAUGCUUUACCUUUUUAGGAUGCAUUUUGUACCUUACGACACCUAGUACAACUGGACUUAAGUAAGAAUGCUCUCACAGAACUUCCAAAGGACUUUGGUAAUCUUAGCCAACUGAAGCGACUUGACCUCUAUAGUAAUCAGCUGAGCUCCUUGCCAGUUAGUUGUGUAAGCCUCAGGGAGCUGAGAUGGUUGGACUUAAAGAAUAAUCCUAUGCAAACGUUAUUGCCAGACAUCAUUGGAAAUUGUUUAAAGGAAGAAGAGUGUAGACAGUGUGCUAUAAAUGUAAGUACAAUAACUCUUUUUUAUGUUUGAUUUAAUAUCAAAUUUGAGGGAACAACACAUCUUAGUCUUAAGUCUUUUAUGCUAUGCAGGAGAUUACUGCUCCUCUUGCAAAUGGGUAAACUGUCUUGAUAAGUAUCAAAAGUACUGGAUGAGCAUCUUGGAAAAGGUGCAACACACUUGGAUAAGAACACUGCUGUUCGACAUACAGCUUUUUAAAUCAAACUUAAGCAAUUUAAUGAUGUCAUGAUUUCUUAGAGAAGUUGUUAAAAGACUGCUUCAUUGUAAGUUUAGUGACAAAUGUCAGUCUGUAAUCACAUGUAUAAAAACAGACAGAAUUGGACAACACAAAGUCCUGUUACCAAUAAAACAAAAAUAUGACAAAAUUUGAGAAAGAAACUUAGACAUCAAUUAUAGGUGUUCAUAAAAAAAACUACAGUUAACUCGGGGAAAUGGGAGGCAACAGUGCUCACACGUGACACAUUCUGUCUCACACAGGCAUGACAAGUUAACUUUCCCUUUAAUUGUUUAAUUGGUGUUCAAAUUGGGCUGAUGAUAACCAAUUACAUGUAAGAAUUCUGUUAUAGUUUUGCUUAAAAUAUAUAUAAAAUCUCAUAACAAUUGUUAGGUGCUGACUUAUCUUAAAGUGUUAGCUGCUAAUGAGGAACAGGAGAACCAAGCAAGGCUAAUAUUAGAAAGAGGUGAGCAUGCAUGCUUGUACUUAAGAUGCAUUGAUCAACAGUUUAACCAUUAAUUUCUGGUACCCACUGUAUUUUUGUGCAAAUUUAAUUGGUGGAGUGACUGUGGAAGGUGACAAAUUGUGAAUGCAACAGUUUUUGAUACCUGGUUUCAUCUCACUCCUGUGCCACAAGUUUUUUAAUCCUCAGAAACAAGUUCACCAUUUUUGGGUCAAAAAUUGAUACUGGGCCUCAAAUACUCAAAAAAAAUGUUUUUACUGUGAUUAACAUGUGAUUUGUGUAUUUAGCUGUUAUUUUAUUGGAUUGUAACCCUAACUCUGUAAACCCUUAGAGAGACCAGUAUCUAAUUUCAGACCCCACAGUAAUACUGCUGAAUCAUUCAUAAAGAUCAUGAGAAUAAAAUGAAUGAUUGCUGAGCUGAGAAACUUAAAUUGUUAAGGGAACUCUCCUUGUCAUUACCAAAGGAAAUGUAAUUCUAUGGAAAUGAGUAUGGGAAAGAUGGAUAUUGAUGUUUGGAUGUAAAGGUUAACACUGGAUUCUUCUUGUUGUAGAGCAAAAAGCACUUGAGAAAGAGAAAGAACAAGAGCAAAAACAACUUAGAAAGAGACAGAAACAGCAAGAAAAACAACUAAAAAGAGAAGCAUAUGAAGCAAUGGAAAGACAGAAAAAAAUGAUGGCAGAAGAAACUGACAAGGCUAUAAAAGGUACAAAAGUCCUUUCUGUUGAUAGAACUAAUCAUAAUGAGAUAGAUUUGAACUGACAGGAAUAAUUUUAAAGCCUUCCAAACAAUACCAUUUCUUGCUUUUUUCGUUUAGCUCAAGAAGAAUUCAUGGAAACCAGACCUGUUAAACCAGAGGCUCCAACCCAAGGUAGGAUUUUUUAUCUUAACCCUUUAACUCCCAUAUCAAAUUUGUAAUUCUCCUUACUGUCAACCAUACAAUUCUUAUAAUGUUAGUUCAGAGAAUUUAGUAUUGAAUCAACUAAUUAUCCCCCAAAUUGAUAUUUUUCUUUAUUCUCAUCACUUAUCUGGUUGAUAUUGUAUGGAUAUUGUAAGGAGAAAUUCUGUCUUGGUCACUCGUGGGAGUUAAAGGGUUAAGUAAGAGAGACACUGAUUGAAGGCACAAAAAUCUGAAUGUUUUUGUUGUUAUAUAUGCCAGUGACUCAAAGGCUAAUGAUCAAAUGAACAGGUUAUUGUAAGACUGGCAUGAAGAAGUGCUUUGGCUGUGCAAGCACUUUCCUUUCCUGUAACUUUUUUUUUUUCAUAAUUCUAAUGUCAUGUUCUAUUGGGAUCAACUGUUCCAGCUACAAGCAGAAGCUUCACAUGGUUAAAGUCUCCUUAGAGAAUACUUUUUGCAUGUAAAUGUUGAGACAGUAUGUUAUUACAUGUACAUUGAACUCUGCAUACUACGUAGUUGCAGCAUGGAAAGGCAUGGUUUAGGCCAAGACUAAGUUUGAUUCUUUCAACCUUUCAACUCUCAAAAAUGAUAAACAUAUAACUUCUCCAUAUGAUACCAUUCAUGACAUGAGUCAAUUUCAGUGAACUGGUAAUGAGAAUACUCAAACUUAUCUGGUAGAAGUUAUUAUCUUGAUCUAACAUAAAAUUCUUGUAACUAAUUAACAAAAAAAAAAUUGUAGGUGCUAGUGGAGAAAAUUAUCAAUCAGAUCAUUAGAGUAAAAGGGCUAAUGACAGUAGAUGCAUGUAAAAUUUUACUAUAAUUUUUCCCAUUUCUUGCAGAGGAAGAUGGAGGGUUGAUGGGACUGUUAUUGAUUUGCACACUUCUUACUCUGGGUGUUGCCAUGGCCAUUGUUAUCUUCUGUCAUCAUGAUGCCACUUGCCAUGAAUUGUUAUCAUCAUUAUCAUCUUGACAACACCUAAUUGUGUCAGAGAAUAGUUUAACUAUAAUAGAAUUACAAUAUGGUCAGAAAGGUCAGAGUCAGAGUUGAAAUAUUGUGCUUUUAAAUGAUUUCCAAGCUAUGGAGUUGAAGAUUAAUUGAAAGUUCUAAAAUGCAGUUUAGGUCAUCAGCAGUCACAUAACCAAUUUCUUGUGAUACAAGUGCAGGUGAUGUUCUGUAGUUGUUAGAAAUAGAUAAGCCAAAGUGGAGGGGGG